AUGAAUCAAUCUCAGCCUAUAAAUUUAAUCAACGGUAAAAUGUAUUGUCAAUGGCCAAUCUUUAUAAGCGAAUGUUAUGAAUCACAAUAUUUCAUAAUAACAUAUUACGUUAAUCUAGUAACUGCAACAAUUUUCACACUCUUGGCUGGCGGAAUCUUAAUUAUGAGGUUAAUAGCACAUCGAGAAUUAAAUCUGUUAUCGAAUGGAAUAAUAGCACCAUUAGAAGGAUUUUUAGGAUUUUCCAUGCUAGGGGGUAUAGCGAGAAUUGUAUGCAGUGUAACGUUAAUAAUUGAUGUUCUUCCAACAUAUUAUAUAUAUCGAGAAAUGAUAUCAGAUGCACAAUGGAUAACUGCUCAACUUUCUGCAAUAACUUAUCUGGCGGGAGUAUUUCGUACAUUACCUCAUAUGCCAUUUUUUCAACCAUCUUGUUCUGAUCAUCAAUCUUCAACAACUAAUAUGAUAAUAUGCGUGCCAAAAUCAUAUUUAAUAAGAAUAUUAUAUUGGACAAUAUCAAUUACAUUAAUUAUAAUAACAUCUGGAUCAGCAAUGUUAUCAGGAUAUUUUAGAAUGAAAGAUAAUAGAUUUUUAUUAAAUGUAUUCACUUCAACAAGAUUAAUUGCUUACGGAAUUUCAUGUGCAAUCUUGGUAAUAGGAUAUAGUAUAUAUGGAAGAUUAUUUAUAAAUUUGACAAUGCAAAGUUUUGAUUUGGUUCAAGGACAAGGUGAGAUCAUUGAAGAAUUCCAAGAAACUCAUAUUAUUAGAGAUGAAGAUGAAAGAGAAGAAAGAAGAAAUUUAAGAUUUAAAUAUCAUAUUAGAAAAAUGAAAAUGUUUAAUAAUUCUGCAUUAAUGACAUUUACUUUUUGGUCAUUAACAAGUUUCAUAUUAGCAUUUUGGCAUGAUCUAAUUUGGUCUAUUUUAUUUUUAUCAAAAAUUCAAGCUUUUAUUGCUAAUAUAAGUGCAAAUUUAAUUAUUUUAACAGUUUUGAUUGUUAUAUUAUUAAGUGAAUUUGUACAUCAUAAAGGUCUUGAUGAAACUAGAAAUCAAUUAAUUUAA
Messenger RNA from Rhizophagus irregularis DAOM 181602=DAOM 197198, 1053 nucleotides. RefSeq lists its product as uncharacterized. The record is from RefSeq and is a predicted model, not a curated record. NCBI's taxonomy places the organism in Eukaryota, Fungi, Glomeromycota, Glomeromycetes, Glomerales, Glomeraceae.